Molecule: messenger RNA, 1618 nt
Organism: Aedes aegypti (yellow fever mosquito)
Lineage: Eukaryota; Metazoa; Arthropoda; Insecta; Diptera; Culicidae
Gene: Sgt
Product: small glutamine-rich tetratricopeptide repeat-containing protein beta
Exons: 3
Coding region: 321-1304 (327 amino acids)
Biological process (GO): post-translational protein targeting to endoplasmic reticulum membrane
Cellular component (GO): membrane; TRC complex
Molecular function (GO): molecular adaptor activity; protein binding
Source: RefSeq, a predicted model, not a curated record
AAAGAACUUAUUUUUUGGGUGGCCUGAUUUUUCCGUGUGGUAUUUUGAAUAAAACUCAAAUGUGUAUGUUUCUGUUUCACCGUGUAAAUCAUUCGUCUGUUCUGUCAAACAAACGUCUAAAAUAAUCACCGGACUGUCAUGCGGGUCGUGCGAGCAGCCAAUCAAAUUGUGUCAGAUCACCAUCCAGUUCGCCGCUGUAAUUCCGAUUAUUAUUGGUAUUUUUCUAGUCCUGUGAAAUCCGUUUCGUGUCGACGACGUGACCCAUCAUCCUCCGGAAGAUUUCCUGUUGUCCGCGUGCGAAACAGUUUUGUGCCAGAGCGAUGAGUGAUAUCGAGGCGAAGUUUUUCGUUCGGUCGUUUAUACGCUUCCUGAACGGGCAGCUGGAGCAGCCAAACUUCAGCUCCGAUUCCCGGGAGAGCUUGGAAGUGGCCAUACAGUGCUUGGAGAAUGUCUAUGAAAUCGGCCAGGAGGCGGAGGGCGACAACAGCCAGGAAAAUCCCCUGAAUCAUAUCGACCUGUUCGAAGUGUACCGAAGCACUUUCACGAAUGUCACCCCGGAACGGAAACAGGAAGCGGAGAACCUGAAGAACGAAGGAAAUCGGCUGAUGAAGGAAGAGAAGUACCAAGAAGCGCUGAACACGUACAGCAAAGCCAUUAGCCUAGAUGCCACAAAUCCCGUGUUUUACUGUAACCGUGCUGCGGCAUACAGCCGGCUGGGAGACUACCAAGCUGCCGCGGACGAUUGCCGUAUGUCCCUGCGAUACGAUCCGAACUACAGCAAAGCUUAUGGUCGCCUUGGAUUGGCCUAUUCAAAGAUGAACAAGCACGAACAGGCCCUGGAUGCGUACCAGAAUGCCCUCCGGAUCGAACCGGAUAACCAGGACUACAAAAAUAACAUGGGCGUCACACAGCAGCGACUGGAAGAACUCAGAUCGGCACCGGGUGGUGCAGCUGGUGCUGGAGGUUUGCCAAACCUGGGAGCCGGUGGUCUUGGUAAUUAUGAUUUUGCUGCAGCCCUGAAUAACCCAGCACUAGUCAAUAUGGCCACCAGGAUGAUGAGCGAUCCCUCGAUCCAAAACAUGCUCGGUCAGCUCAGUGGCAUGCAAAAUGUGGAUGCGCUCAUGGAAACUGGACGACAGCUGGCAAUGCAGAUGACCAGCCAAAAUCCGGAUGUCUUUGCCAACGUGAUCCGCCAGAUGGAACAAUCUGGAGUUGUUCCGCCAGGAAGCACUCCAGGGGCCAAUCAGAACGGUGGUGAUGGCAAUAAUGAUGGCCAACAGCAGCCUCCUUCAGCAGAUUCUUAAAUACCCUACACCUAGACGACGCGGACAAAUGAUUUGCGAGCAUGGUGAAGGACGCGAAUCAUAUUAGAAGAAUAGAGCGGGCGAAACCCUUCCAAAAUGUAACGAUUUAUUGCAAUUAGGCACUACGUUUUCUAAGUGUGCGUUUGUAGGAGCUAAUCUUUUAUGUUGAAACAGUAGAAAUAGUUAUUUACGACCCUCGGUAGCACAUCGGAUAAUUUUGUGUUUCCAAUAAUAUUUGUUCAGUUUAUCGGUGCAACAAUAACUUGUUUCAAUUUGAAAAUAAAAAUAAAAUAAUCCAAAACCUAUUUUACCAA